Molecule: messenger RNA, 1865 nt
Organism: Closterium sp. Naga37s-1
Lineage: Eukaryota; Viridiplantae; Streptophyta; Zygnematophyceae; Desmidiales; Closteriaceae
Source: the annotation of a GenBank genome assembly
AUGUCCUGUCCCCGACAGGACUUGCUACGAGCUGACUCGCUACAGUACUCGGUGUUCCCUGUGUAUGGCUACGAUGACAUCACCGCACAUGCCAACAAGGCUGCGGCUGGUAACCAGGCGUACACAGCAGUGUUCCUCAACUGCGGGGCGACGGAGGACCUGUGUGGGCUGCUGGGCGUGGGCCCAUCUGUGUCGCUCUUUGUGCUGGACUGCCAUCGCCCCGUGCACCUCACCAACGCCGCUCUGCACAACACCAAGCCGCAUAGCAGCCUGGGCGUAGGCCCGUCUGUGUUGCUCUUUGUGCUGGACUGCCAUCGCCCCGUGCACCUCACCAACGCCGCUCUGCACAACACCAAGGUGCCAUGGGGGAUGCGGCCCAUUCCCCCUCCCCCCUCAUACCCAGCUGGUGCUAGCCCAGUCGCCAGAGAGCAAGCGAGAGAACCCCUUCUUAUCCCCUUCUCCCCCACCCCCUCUCUUCCCCCUCCCACCCCCAAUUUUCCUACCCUCUUCCCAAACAUCCUGCCUAUUGCGCCGCCACCUCCCUCCCCCACCUCCCUUUCUCUCCCCCCCCUCCCCUUUCUCUCCCCCCGUUGCUGCCAGGUGGUGCUAGCGCAGUCUCCAGAGAGCGAACCAGAGGACCCCUUUUCCCUUUCUUCCACCCCCAUCUUCCUACCCCCUCCCUUCCACAUCCCACCCCAUUCCCUGCCACCUCCCUUCGCUCCUCCCCCCCGUCAUCCCCAGGUGGUGCUAGCACAGUCUCCGGAGAGCGAGCCAGAGGACCCCUUCUUAUCCCCUUCUCUUCCCCCCCACCUUUCCCCUCCGCCUCCUUCAUCCCAGCCGUCGGGGUGUGUGGUGUUUGAGAUGGCGCAUGGCAUGCGCCGAGACACCAGUGAACACCUCUGGCUUGCGUGUGUGUCCAUCACGGACCAGUUCGUGCACUCUCGUCUUGCCCCCGAGCACUACACUGCUGGCUGCCUCGACCUGGAGGAGAAGGUGACGACAGCAGCGGCCAUGGAGGCGCCACGGACUGCAGUGAUGGAGGAUGGCGUGUCUGUCAAGCUACCGGACAUGGGCCGAAUACAGUUCCAACACGAGCUGCGGCUCAUGUGUCUGCCGCGCUGGAACCUCUUUGACUCGCUGCUCUACUCCUCCUAUCCCGCCACCAAGCUCAAGACCUGGACGGAACCCGGGCUCAGGCGCCUGCGCCUGCUGCUGGGCCAGCUCGGCAUCCCGCACGCGCAGGCCAAGCAGCGCUACCCCUUCAUGCCCGCUGCCACUCGCAGUCGCCUAAAGGACGACGUGCAGCGCUUUGGUCCGAGCCACGGGCUGUCGGACAUGUGCUACCGCGCGUUCCACCGAUACAACGGAUACAAGUUCCACGUGUCGGCAUCAGACGUGGUGUAUGGCAUCACAGCGCUGCUGGAGAGCCACUCGCCGGCACCCACAGGGCUUGCACCCGGGGACAAUGGCGCCGCACACGCUCACACCAACGACUCCUUCUGGACUGCUCUCUCCGCCCUGCAUUUACGCGGGUGGAAGCAGCUGGAGGAGGGCAUGGAUCUGGCCAUCCGCAUGCAGGCAGCGCUGGUCCGCCAGGGCAGCCUUGCCAUCGCCAAGAAGGGCGCCAUCCGCAGCACGUGUGGGAGGCACCGGUUCCGCUACAUGUUGCUGGACGACCACAGCGACGCACGCCUCAUUGCGCACCCCCUCGCGCUCACGCGCCUGCUGCUCUUCCUCAUGGACGCACUCAAGGAGCAAGGCGAGCGGCCGCGCCCCAUGGUGGUUGCGGCAUCACUGCCAUCAUCCCCAUCAGCACUCAUCGUGGGACUGUCGCACAAACCAAGGCUCGGCCAACUCAUGGGCAA